Molecule: messenger RNA, 5223 nt
Organism: Symbiodinium natans
Lineage: Eukaryota; Dinophyceae; Suessiales; Symbiodiniaceae
Source: the annotation of a GenBank genome assembly
AUGGCUGCCAUUGAUUCGGAGGCCCUUUUCAAGUCAAAGUGCAAGCAGCUCAAGUUGCCAGAUGCGGUCAUCACCAAACUUGCAGGUAAGGGGUGGACCACCUUUGGUACCUUUGCUUUCUGCUGCCCUGGUGAGCCGGGUCGUAUCAGUGAAGCUGAGUUCAAGUCGGCUGUUGCCGACCCCGUAGUGGCAGCUGAAGUGGAGCAUGUGCCUAAGCUCCGUCGCUUGCACUUUGAGGCUUAUGCCAUGACUGCUGCGGAGCUGAAGCGCACAGCAGAUGCUACAGAGAGUGAUACGCCGCGUAAGAUCCCGGCAGUGGAGUUGGCGUCUCGCUACGACCAGCUGCAGGCUCGGGUGAAGCCUCUCCGAAUCAUUGACAAGCUCGAACCGUCGCAUGCCCUUGUGAACCUCGCGUCGUCCAUGCUGGAUGAAGGCAAGGUCCGCUACAUCGAGUGGAGUCGGUGUACUAGCAGGGCCCAGGAGAUCAAUUCUAUCAAAGAAGAUCAGGCGUUGAAGGUCCUGCAGGGCGGGAAGUCAGGGGCCAUUCGGCUGGUUGAUUCCGAGGUCAAGUUGACAGCUGCGGUUCAGUCAGAUUUGGAGGUUUUCCAGGCACUCAGGAGGCGCGGCAUUGCAUACAAUCUGGCAGCGAUCAUGAGCUUUGAGAAGCAUGAGCUCUUGCUUGAUUUGCUGUUCACAGAGUUUCAGCGGGAUGUGCCUGCCGGCUUCCAGCCGGUUACUUUUUCCCAGCUUCAGCAAGCCGACAGGGAGAUUCACGUCCGCAUGGGUGAGCAUACGCGUGCAGGAUUGGUUCCUUCGGCCGCAGGUGCACUGCCCUUGGACGACCCCCUUGAUGCGGUCCUCAAGUCUCCGGCGGUUCAGUGGCUGUUGAUGCCUCGCCCGAAGCAUGGCGCUGCUUCGGCUCCCAAGCAAGACUCUGCAGCACAGGGUUCGGGCCCCAAGCCAAAAGCCAAGGCAAAGGGCAAGGCAAAGGCGGGCUCUCCUGUGCCGUCCGAGAGAAAGCAGCAGCAGACCUCGAAUAAGCGGCGCAAGACCAUGUUUCGUAUGCCAAAGCCGUUGAUCGGCGGCGUGCCGAAAACCGCCGCAGGACAGAACAUCUGUUUCGAUCAUAACCUGGGGAAAUGCACCCCGGGGGUGGCGGAGUGUCCCAAAGGCCUGCACGUCUGCUGUUAUGAAGGAGCCGGAUCCGUGCGUGACGCGCCCCAGCCUCACCAUGCGAAGCUCUUGCGUGAAUCAGAUCUUUCCUGCAAUGCUCCUUCGGAGCCUGCCGAAUCUCCUAUGCACUCCAUGCCGAGGGGCAUGGACAAGGUGCCUGCUUCGUCUUUGCCGAGGGGCAAACGGCCGAUGCAGGAUCCAAGUGUUUCACAGUCGAAUUCUGAUGCCCGUUUCCAUUUUCCAUGUCCUGGUCAGUUGUUUCUGCAGACAUCGCACUUGCAUCAAGCUUCUGGUGUCCCGCAGCCGACUCCAGAGCAGGUGCCUCCUGCAGCAGCGUCGGCACCGCCAUCUGCUGCUGAAAUUCUUUCCUUGUUGCAGUCUUCCUUUGCUUCCCCGACAAGGAAUAGUAGGGCACAUGCGCUGGCUUCAUCCGAUGCUGUCGUCAGUUACUUUAAUGUCGGGGCAUUCUCCCAGGGCGCUCGGUUUGGGGUCACCCGGGAGACACACAGGCAUUCGCAAGCACUGGCGGACAUCAACCGGUGGCUCCGCUCCAAGUUCCCGUCCCAGCAUUGGUCUAGCAUCGCAAUUAAUCAUAAUGAAAAGUUGCAGCUGCACAGGGACCUGGCCAACGAGCCGGGCACGAUGAACUUUGCUGUUGCUUUGGGAAGCUUCCAGGGCGGAGGCCUCUUUGUCGAGGAUGCUUCCGGUGAUGUGAGCAGGUUUUGCGCCGAGCUUCAGGCUUUCAUCAAGGGCACUGUGCACAAUCUUCUCGCUUCACCGCUUGCCUUUUCUGGCCGCAAAUGGCAUCAGUCUGAGCCGUGGCAUGGCGAUCGUUGGGUCAUUACGGCCUACACGUGUUCUCGUUUGGGAUCCUUCCCUGCCGGCGACAUUGAUGCCUUGCGUGCCUUGAAUUUUCCGCUCCCGCCCCAGUGUCUCCCACAGGUCUCUGUGCCGAGCUCAGUUCCCCCGCCUGACGCCGGCCCGCCACCCCACACUGCAGCUGUCGAGCCACAGGGUCGCAAGCCCUUUGCGUUGGAAAUCUUCUGUGGUAGUGCUGGCGUGUCGGCCGCCUUUCGUCGGGUGGGCAUUGAGUCGCUCGGAGUGGAUCACGCAUGCCCGGGUUCUAGAGCAAAGUCGCCUAUGAUCCGCCUGGAUCUUCGCCGCAAGGCCCACCAGGACAUCCUUUGGAGUGAAAUACAGCGGGCAGACGUAGUCUGGCUCGCGCCCCCCUGCGGGACAGCGUCACGUGCCAGAGCAGUGCCUCUGAAACAGAAGGGGUUGCCGCGUGUUCGCCCUCUGCGGGACGCUCGCUAUCCUGAAGGUUUCCCGUGGCUCACUGGCGUGCCUGCGGCAAAGGUUCAGAGUGCAAACCAGCUUUAUGCUUGGGCGGCCGAGGUCUUCGCAUAUUGCCUACGCACUGCUAAGAUUGUCAUUUUGGAGAAUCCCGCCAAUUCUUGGCUCUGGCAAACAAAAUGGUUCAAACCACUGCGCCCUAAAGCUUUUUGGCAGGUCCUUCAUAACUGCAUGUACGGCUCUAUGCGGCGAAAGCUAACAGGUUUGCUCUCGUCCAUUCCGCUACCGGGCAUGCAACUUACGUGCAAUGGCAAGCAUAGUCACCUUGCCUGGGGUGCCCAAAACACCAAGCAAGGCUGGACCUUCAGUACUGCUGCGGAAACUGCUUACCCUGUAGACUUCUGUCGGGCGGUCGCGACCGACGUGUUGGUAGCAUUGCAAGAUCGUGGUUUCUCCUUUCAUCACGAAGGUUCUCCCACCGCUGCAGCUCAAGCUGCCAUGGCUUCCAACAAGCAGCCCCGUCGGGGCCGCGGUCAGGUUGGCCCUUCUGAGUUUGCAUCCAAAGUGCUCCUUCAGGUUCCCGUGCAGUCCAAUUUGCCACCGACGAUGCCGGCCACGGCGCCCGCAGGUUUACAAGGCGUUCCAGUUGGUUCUAAGCUGUUGUGGUCCCGUGAGGUGCUAAAGGGGGAUUGUCGGGUUAAGGAGUGUGAAUAUGGCAUAUACCAUACGCCCGAAGCUUUCCUCGACAAAGCUUUGCAAACGGUCCAUCCCUUCGAUACUCCUGUGUGCAUUGAUCGGCCUAACCUUCGAGCAAUUGCCUUCACGCUUGAAAAUGGAGUGGAGGCAACAGCUCUCCGUCGCAAGCAAGUCCUGGAGUACUACUCGAAGAGAAAACUUGAGCUCGCUGAGGAGGAGAAACAUUUGAAGGAUUCAAUGCACCCGGAUGUUCGGAGUGUGAUGGAGUCGAAGAAUCUUCUGUUGUUCAAGGAGAUGUUGAAAGAUGCAGAAGUACAUGACGAGUUCCUCUUCGAUGACAUGGUAAGUGGCUUCAGGGUCACGGGUGAGCUGAGGCCUUCGGGCCAAUUCCCAUCUAAGUGCAAGGUUGCAGCCAUCACUGUGGACGACUUGAGGGCCACGGCCAAGUGGGCGAAGCAUUUGGUGGAGGCUUCUUGCAGGCGAGCGGCAAAAGACAAAUCUGUCGCGAAAGAGGUGUAUGCUGAAUCCCUGGACCAAGUCGACAAAGGGUGGUUGCGGGGCCCUUUUACGUGGGAGCAGAUGGAUGAGCGCCAUGGCGGCACCUGGAUUCCUUCGAAAAGGUUCGGCGUCGUUCAAGGCGAUAAGGUGAGAUCUGUGGAUGACCUGAGCGAGUUCUUGGUCAACGCGACGGUGACCGAGACCGAGAAGAUCUUGCUUGAAGGUAUCGAUGAGAUUACUUGUCUGGCCCGGUAUUUUGGCGGUGCCACUGUGGCGGGUGUGGACUCCUUCAGACUUCCGUCUUCGUCCAAAGGAACCGUGACGAGGAGAUUACACCCUGAUUUCAGGAAUGGCGAGGCCAGGAGGUUGUUGGGCCGGGCACUUGAUCUGAAAGCCGCUUAUAAACAACUCGCAGUCCAUCCAGCCGACCGGUGGGCGUCUGUGCUAGCGGUUUUGGACGUGGAGUCGGACAAGGUGCUCUACUUUGAAUCGCUGGCAUUACCGUUUGGAGCAACGAGCGCUGUCACAGGAUUUAAUAGAGCCGGACGAGCCUUGCGAAUGAUUAUGAGUCGCUUGCUGUUUCUGACCAAUACAAGCUUUUUCGAUGACUAUUGCCAAAUGGAGGUUGCGCCUCUUGCUGAGUCGGCUGAUUCUUCUGCAUUGGAGCUGAUGAGCUUACUCGGGUGGCAAGUGUCUACGGGUGAUAAGCUUAAGAACUUUUCCUCUACCUUCAACAUGCUUGGCGCUACGAUCUCCUUCGAUGAGCUUCCCAAGGGUUUUGUCAAUGUCUCGAACAAGCCGGGAAGGAUUGAAGACAUCGAGAAGUUGGCCAAAGAGUUGGAGGAUCGCGGCCAAAAGGGAAUCGAUGUUCUGCCGUCGCUGAAAGGAAAGCUGCUUUAUGCAGCUGGACACGUCUUUGGAAAGUGUGCUCAGAUUGCAACACAAUUGAUCCGGCACUAUGAGAGUUUUGGGUCAAAGUCGGCUGACUUCGAAUCCUUGUGCCGUGCCAUUUGGUUGGCGAUUCGCACGUUGAAGGAGGCUGGCCCGAGGAGGAUCUCUUUGUGGUCGGAGCAGCCUCCGAUCGUCAUCUUUUCAGAUGGAGCGCAUGAGUCUGACCUUGUCACGCAUGGAGCUGUGAUCGUCGAUCAGGCUACUGGGUUCAAAGAGGUGUUCGGGGAUAAAGUUCCUGACGACGUCGUCACCGGGUGGCGAAAAUCUGGUCGCAGACAACUGAUCUUCUUUGCGGAGCUCUUCCCGGUGCUUGUCGCCAAAAGAACAUGGGCGGACAGGCUUCGGAAUCGUCGUGUCUUGCUCUUCGUAGACAACCAAGCGGCGAAGUCAGCUCUGAUUAGGGGAUACUCACCUUUGGUUGAUGCUUCAAAGGUUCUGGCGGACAUUUUCGAGCUUGAUGUCCGGCUGGGUUGCUUGACUUGGGUCUGCUGGGUGCCCUCCAAGAGCAACGUUGCAGAUGCAGCAUCCCGCCUGGAGUUCGAAUCGUACGCAGGGAUCUUCAAAAGGGUCAUGCCGCGGUAUGCAGAAACUUCCUAUGCCAGGAUUGCCUAG